Cricetulus griseus (Chinese hamster) is the source of this 2839-nucleotide messenger RNA. The record is from RefSeq and is a predicted model, not a curated record. Lineage: Eukaryota; Metazoa; Chordata; Mammalia; Rodentia; Cricetidae.
UAUCCAGAGUAUGUGGGCAAAGAAGAAGCUUUGGUAAUGCAUUCUUCUAGCAUUAUUCUGCCUUUGGUAUACAGUGCCCUGGCUACACGACAAUCAAGCACUAUUAGCCUUCUGGAUUGUCUAAUUGGCACCAGCUCUACAGGAACAAAAGGGAGCUGAUCCAGGAUUUCCAGAGUUAAAGAAAUUCAUGGUGACUGGCUUAGAAGGGCCAGUUGUGGCUCCAUUGGGUGGAAACCUUGAACUCAGCUGUCAGUUAUUCCCAUCACAAGAUGCACAGCACAUGGAGAUUCGUUGGUUCCGGCACCAUUAUACACAGCCAGUACACCUUUACAGGGAUGGUAAAGACAUAUAUGGAGAAACUAUCUUGAAGUAUGUGGAACGGACAGAACUCCUUAAAGAUGCCAUUGGAGAAGGAAGAGUGACCCUCAGGAUCUUUAAUGUGACUGUUGAUGAUGAUGGGCCAUACCACUGUGUCUUCAAAGACAGCAAUUUUUAUGAAGAGCACAUCACAGAGGUCAAGGUCACAGCUGUGGGCUUGCAGGUACAGAUUCAUGUUCAUCCUCCCAAUACCAAAGGUGUAAUAGUGGAAUGUAACUCUGGAGGUUGGUUCCCAAAGCCUCUCAUGGAAUGGAGGGACAGCAGAGGAGAGGUCAUUCCAGCUGCAACAAAAUCUCAUUCUCAGGAUGAAGGCAAACUAUUCAAUAUAAAGAUGAUUCUUCUCAUUAGAGACAGUUCCUCCCCAAAAGUCACUUGCUACCUUCAGAACCCUUUGACAGGCCAAGAGCAAAGGACCAGUGUUGCCAUAUCAGAUGCAUUUUUUUCAUGGAAUAGGAAAUGGAAAAUGAUUUUGAGUGUGAUAUUAUUUGUGAUGGUGUUCUCUGUAAUGGAUUCUAGUUGUCAGAUAUAUAUCAGAAAACAAAAUAGGUGGUGCACAUGGACUGCUCCUUGGGUCAUAGGCAUAUUGAUCCUGGUGCUUUCAGUGUUGACUGUCAUAGGAGUCCUGGUGUGGUUGCAUAUGAAACAAAGAGUUCCUAUUUCAGAUGCACAUUUUGAAUUGGAUACUUUGUGGUUGGAAGAUAUAAGUGUCAUCCUGUGUGCUCUUAUGGUAUCUGCCACCAUGCUCAUUUCCUAUGUAUACUUCAAAUUGAAAGGUGUGCUGAGGUAAAGACAGUGAAGAUCUUGUGGGAGUGGCCUGCCAAUGACUGGUCCAACUUGAGGCCCAUGACACAAGAGAGAACCCACAUAAGAUAUACUGCCUGGAGAGCCAAGAACUAGUGACUGGAUAGCCCAAAGACCUAGAUAGAACCAAAAACAACUGGCAAAAUAAAAGAAAAAGAAAAAAGUCAAUUAAAUGAUUCUUAAUGAUACUCUGCUAUAUUCGUAGCUCAUCUCCAAAACUAUCAUCUCAGUGAGGUGUCAUCCAGCAAGUGAUGGGAGCAGAUGUAGAGGCUCACUGCUAAACAAAAUGAAGACAUCAGAGAACUGCUCAGAAGAGAGGGAGGAAGGAUUCUAGAAGCCAGAGGGGUCAAGUACCUCAGAAGGACAUGGCUCACAAAAAUCAACUAAGAAGGGCUCAUAGGAGCUCACAGAGACUCCAAGUAACAGUCAUGGAGUCUGUAUGGAUGUGAGCUAAGUACUCCACAUGUAUGUUAAUUUUGUAUACCUUUUGUGGUGGUUUUGGGGACUCCUAACAUUGGGAGUGGGUUUUGUCUCUGACUCUUUUGCCUGCUCUUUGGACAAUUUUACUCCUACUGGAUUGCCUUAUCCAGCCUUGAUAUGACGGUUUGUGUCUAGUCUUAUUGCAUCUUGUUGUGAUAUAUUCCAUUGAUAUCCGGGAGGCCUGCUCUUUUCUGAAGGGAAGGAAGAGGAAUGGAUCCAGUGGAGAAGGGAGGUGGCAGGAGAACUGAUAGGAGUGGAGGAAUGGUAAACUAAAGUCAAGUUGUUAUGUAUGAGAGAAGAAAAAACAAAUGAACAAACAAAAAUAAAUAAGGGAAAUAUUCAAAUCGAGUCAAACUCUUUCCUAAGGUGCCCAUUUUACUUGCAGAUUUCUCCCUAGAGGUGCUUUUCUCUCAUUGAUUUAAACCAGGGAACUCAAGCUAAUGAAAAAAUCAAAGUUGUUACUUUUACCUUUGUAAGAUACCUGCAUUAUCUUACAGGACAUCAGUAUGUUACUGUAUGAGUUCUCAAUUAUCCUUACUUUUAGUAAGAUAUUAUUACUUUGACAAGUUACCUACAGAAGUUAAGGGACUAAAAAUAGGACCAGACUUCUCAUGCAGAACUGUGGUUACAGAGACUAGAGAAAAACAUUAGCUAAGAUCUUAGAGAAAAAUAUGGUUCUAUAAUUCUGGAAAUGCCCAGAUGGAGAAGAAACACGUGCCAUUCAAAUUUGCAUUCCACUGUUCAUUAGAUCUUGUGAAGAUCAUUUUAACUCAAAUUCAAAGGUGGAAAUAUGGUCAGAAUAAGAGUAAUAGGAAUAGUGAAAAUGAAAGCAAUAAUUCACAUGGCAAACAGAUGUAAUUGCCUAAAACUAGAAAUAAUUUAAUGUAACUAAUGAAGUUAUGUAUUUAUGUCCAAUAAAAUGUAGUAAAUAAACAAGUAGCUAAAAAAACUAUUUCCAAGCAAGAAAGAGAAAGAUAAAUUCAGCAUAUUCUCUUGAGUGUAUGAGACAAGAUCUUUGACAAGAGCAAAAUGGAAUAGAGAUCACUUAAGACAGGAAAACCUCUUUUAUUUUUAUUUUUAUAAUUGUAAUUAAUUAGACCAAUUUAAAAUUAAAAACAAGCUUGUUUUACAUAUCAAUCCCAGUUCUCUCUCACUCCCCUCCUCUCCUGCCCCCCAUCCA